AAUGGUUAUGAAUAUAUAAAAAUGAUGUUACUCUCUUCAAGUCUACUAAGUACUUAGAUGUACUAGCCCGCUGGUUAGAGUGCAUCCAAAGUCAUAGUAAUCAAGUCAUAUAUCAAGUAAACGUCAGUAAUUUAGGUCUUACUGAACUUAGAUACAGUGUAGAGAUUAGGCUGAAAACUUCCUUACAUAUGAUCUGAGAAGUUGUUUUCUUUUAGUAAAACAUUCAAGUCUUCUAUACAGCAAUGCAACAAAAAAUUAGGGAAAGUAUAAUCUAGUAAAUUUAUAGUAGGCCUAAUGUAGAGUGCUCGUUUUGAUAAGCAAUAGUUUAAUAUUCAUGUAGGAGGUAAUGUAGACGAGGGUUGGGUUUCAUACUUCAAUUUAUUAUUACUCCCUAUAUAAGUAAUUUCAUUUUAAUGUAAAUUUCAGUAAUAUUGCGGUAUUCAGUUGGCAUACUAGAUUAAAGAAAAGAAAAUAAAGUUAAUUUGUAGAUUGAUUUAUGUCAGUAUUUUGUAACAAACAAUUAAUGAAGGGUUGUGUAAUUAGUAUAUUUUAUUGAAAGUACCGUAAUCUACAUUCUAUGAUAGGUUGAAUGGACAACGAUGCAAGAGUCGAUGAUCAAAGUCCGGCGGAUCAGCUGGUAGUUGAGAGCGGCAUCAAAGGAUUUGUCUAUGAAAACAGGAAGCCUUUCAAACAAGUCGAUUUCAACAGAACAUAUCAUUAUUCCAAAGUGAAGACAAGGGAUGCUUCUCAUGUUUUUGUGGAACGUUGUCAAAAAUUCAGUGUAAUUGAUUUUGUGAUUACAUUGUUUCCUAUAUUGAAAUGGUUGCCAAAAUAUAAAUGGAAAACAGAAUUCCAGCUUGAUGUUAUAUCUGGAAUAACUGUUGGAAUUUUACAUAUACCUCAAGGUUUGGCUUAUUCGUCACUAGGAUUGGUGCCACCAAUAGUUGGAAUUUAUAUGGCAUUUUUUCCAGUACUUAUAUAUACCAUGAUGGGUACCUCCAGGCAUAUAUCUAUGGGAACAUUUUCUGUGAUCUGUAUUAUGACUAGCAAACCAGUAUUGGAAUAUGCUAUCACGAUGGAUGAAAGUAGUAAUAGUAGAAAUAUGCUAAUUAAUAACUCAUUUGUGAAAAGUGAUGACUUGGUGGGCUCAACUUUAAGUCCUGUGCAGGUGGCUGCCGCUGUAUGUCUUGUUGUAGGACUGUGGCAAGUAUUGUUCGGUGUUCUUCGAUUUGGUUCUAUAAGUGUGCUCAUGUCGGAAUUUUUAGUAAGUGGAUUUACUACUGGUGCUGCUUUUCUUGUGCUCACUUCACAACUGAAGCAUAUAUUUGGCUUGAAAUUACCUAAAAGGACUGGUCAUUUCAAAACCAUCCAUACUUACAUAGAUACAAUAUCAAUGAUUGGCGAUUCAAAUAUUUACGCCAUUGCCUUGGCAGUAACUGUAGUGAUGAUCAAUGUCACUUUCAAUGAAUUCUUCAAGCCAAUUAUUAGCAGAAGAUGUCCUGUACCAGUGCCUGUGGAGUUGUUGAUAAUCAUUGGAGGAUCUACAUUAUCAUUAUUCUUGGAUCUACCCAACAAAUAUGGAGUGACUGUUGUUGGCGAUAUUCCUACUGGUUUUCCUGAACCAACCCUUCCACCUCUGUGGCUUCUACCAAAGUUGGCUGUUGAUGGAUUUUUAAUAGCCUUAGUUGCAUUUUCUAUUAAUAUAUCAAUGGCUUCAAUUUUUGCAAGAAGAGACAAUUAUGAUAUUGAUGCCAACCAAGAACUGUUAGCCUCUGGUUGUGGAAAUUUGUUUGCAUCAUUUUUCAGUUGCAUUCCGUUCUGUGCAUCGCUGUCAAGGAGCUCGGUUCAGUACUCGGUGGGCGGCAAGACUCAGUUGGCCAGUGCUGUUUCGUGCAUCUUCCUAACUGGGGUGCUAUUGUAUGUGGGACCGUUCUUUGAACCACUUCCAAACAGCGUAUUAGCAGGAAUAAUAAUCGUUGCUCUGCUGAGUAUGUUCUACCAAGUGAAGGAGUUUUGGAGCGCCUGUAAACAGUCGAAACGAGAUGGAUUCAUUUGGAUGACAACAUUCGUAUCAGUUAUUGUUUUCGAAAUUGAUGUAGCGCUGAUAAUUGGUCUCACUAUUUCUGUGAUCAGUUUAGUGAUAAUUGGUCUGACGCCUUCUAUUACCAUUUUGGGCCGUAUUCCAUUCACUAGUGUCUAUUUAGACCUGAAGCGAUAUCAAGCAGAAACAGUUCCUGGUAUACUAAUUUUGCAAGUAGCUGGAGCCAUGAACUUUGCCAAUACAGAAGCAAUUCGUGUAAAGAUAUUGAAACUUUUCCAUGAAAGCAUUGAGUCUCAACAGAAUAAUAAGGAUGUCCCGAUUGAAAACGUUAUUUUGGAUAUGUCAACAGUUUUCUACGUGGACCCAUCUUCAUCAAGAAAUCUCAUAAGUAUCCAUCAAGAGCUAUUGGAUAAAGGCAUAAGUUUGAGUUUGGUUUCCCUUAAAGGAGAUAUAUUUGAAAUCUUGGUAAAAUGCGAUUUUUUCAACAUAUUUCCUGAUUGUCAACUCUACCCAACAAUACAAGACGCAAUUUCGUUCUUGAAAAAAGAAGAUCAAUUCAAUAUUAGCUAAAGUGCUUAAUUUUGCCGAAUAUUUAGAAAGAAACACUAUCGAUUGGUCGGGAGAUUAUCUUAUUGCUGAACAUUGACAACAAAUCUUGUGAAAAUAAGAUGAAUUUAUACAAAAUAUUGUCGGUCCCGAAGUCUCCAGAACAACACGUUCUAAAUGGCGUCUCUAAGGAUAUGAAGAAUCAAAUUUGUUAUAUUGUUCAAGUUUUAAUUGAGUUAUUGCAAAAAUACCUGUUAAUGGAAUAGAAUUUAGAAUAAAUAAUUAUAUACAAUUGAACACAACCACGUGUCAAGUUUUCUUACAAAGUAUUUUUACCAAUGUUAACACAAAAAAUUACAGGGAAAAUGUCUGUUUUUAAAAUGUUAGAUUUUUUACUUUUCUAUGGUUGAUUGAUUAUGAAUAAACCAUGACCAUCACUCCUAUCGAUUUAAUAAUCAAUGUGGCCAGUUUUACUCAUCUGUGAGCGAGGAUAUUAAGCUGAUAUCAUUACUCAAUGCAAAUUGAUUUUUAGUUAUCUAUUAGCUUUAAAAAUUAUAAUUUACUUAUAUUAACUACAUUAACAUCGCACGCACAAUAUAGACUAAGAAAAUGGAUUAUUAUUGUAAAGCCAUUCAGACCACAUAAUUUUAUCAGUUUAAAAUUGAUUAUCUACGUUACCUA
Nilaparvata lugens (brown planthopper) is the source of this 3268-nucleotide messenger RNA. RefSeq names its product solute carrier family 26 member 6-like. Gene Ontology annotation, biological process: transmembrane transport. Gene Ontology annotation, molecular function: sulfate transmembrane transporter activity; oxalate transmembrane transporter activity; bicarbonate transmembrane transporter activity. Gene Ontology annotation, cellular component: membrane. Lineage: Eukaryota; Metazoa; Arthropoda; Insecta; Hemiptera; Delphacidae. Bases 590 to 2611 code for a protein of 673 amino acids. The transcript has a single exon. The record is from RefSeq and is a predicted model, not a curated record.